This is a messenger RNA of Gigantopelta aegis, 2244 nucleotides long. RefSeq names its product corepressor interacting with RBPJ 1-like. Lineage: Eukaryota; Metazoa; Mollusca; Gastropoda; Neomphalida; Peltospiridae. Gene Ontology annotation, molecular function: transcription corepressor activity. The record is from RefSeq and is a predicted model, not a curated record. Gene Ontology annotation, cellular component: nucleus. The coding region runs from base 95 to 1726 and encodes 543 amino acids. The transcript has 9 exons. Gene Ontology annotation, biological process: negative regulation of DNA-templated transcription.
UUAGAUUUGUGAACGUUUUUAUUUCGUUGCCGUUUAGAAUAUCAAAAUAUAGUUUAUUUUACUGCUUGUAUUGGUUUAAAACCAUUUAUUCAAGAUGGGGAAAGGUUUUAAUAAUUAUAUGACAAAGAAAUUUUUCCAUCCUUCCAGUAAAGAAAACAUAAAAAGAGUAUGGAUGGCCCAGCAGAAAACGACAUUCGAGCAGAAGAAGCAGGAGGAUUUGAUGAACCAGUAUCAGAAGGAACAGGACAUGCUGCACAACAGAGCUCUGCUGGGUGAUGAAAAAGCAAAACUUGGGCUAAGUUUUUUAUAUGAUGCUCCACCAGGUCUGAAAAACAAAGAGAAGGAGGAGGAUGAACCGGAGUACAAGUUUGAGUGGCAGAGGAAGUUCAAUGCUCCAAGAGAAGCAUAUGCCAAAGAUGAUGAAACAAUUCGUGACCAGCCGUUUGGUAUUGAAGUGCGUAAUGUGCGCUGUAUCAAGUGUCGACAGUGGGGUCACGUGAACACUGACAAGAUCUGUCCUUUAUACCUCACGAACCUCACGGCUGAACCACCAAAACCUGAGAACAGCACAUCGUCGCUGGUGGAGGGUCUCAAGGAAGAGGGUUUCCGAUUCAAGGACAGCGUGCUGGGAAGACUGAUGGAGACCGGGGGAGGAGGAGGGAGGGCAAUAUCCGAGAGUGAAGACGAAGAUGAUCCGGAAGUCCAAUUCCUCAAGUCACUGACUCCGUCACAGAAGAAAAAACUUAUGAAAAAACUGGACAAACUUCAGGGUGGAAAGGAAAAGAGUAAAAAACACAAAAAGAAAGGAAAAAAGUCUCGAAGAAAUGACUCGGACAGUGAAUCUUCAGAUACUGAAAGAAAACCCAGCAAGUCUCGAAUGGAUCAUCAUUCAGAUUACGCCAGAGACAGAGGACGUGAAGAAAGAAAGAAUCAUCACUCAUCACGUGAUGAUAUGAGACCAGGAGACUAUGACCGGUCACGAGACCGACGAGAUGACACAAGAAUGAGAGAAGAAACAAGAAACAGAGAAGGUAGACGAGAUGACAGAAGAGACAGACAGAGGGCUGAAAUAGAUCACAGGAGAGAAAGAAAGGACCAGUACGUCUCAGAAAGAGAAAGAACAGAUACGAGAGAAAGAAAACGACACAGAUACGACAGUUCACCCAAGAGGGAGAGAAGUGUUGAUAGAAAGAAAAUGAAAAAGGAAGAUGUUACUGGUAGUGACAGUGAUAGUUCCCCGCUUAGAGAGAAAUCAAAGAACAGAAAAGAAAGAAGUCAUUCGACAAAAGAGCACCAUAAAAUAAAGAAGGAAGAUGUUACUAGUAGUGACAGUGAUGGUUCCCCAGUUAGAGAGAAAUCAAAGAACAGAAAAGAAAGAAGUCAUGAGAAGGAAGGACGAAAGAAAAUGAAAAAAGAAUACACUACUAGUAGUGAUAGUGAUAGUUCUCCGGUUAGAGAGAAGUCAACGAAAAACAAAGAAAGGGCCCACAUGAAAGAAGAACGACAUAAAGUACAGAAGGAAUAUGGUUCAAGUAGUGACAGUGACAGUGACAGUCCUCCUGUUGGACAGAAAUCAAAGAAAGGAAAAUCAAGAAAGCGAUACGACAGUGAAAGUUAUGUAUCGCCAGAAAGAGAAAGAAGGGAUGACCAAAAAAGAAAUAGAUCCCACAAUGAAUCGAGAGUGAGAAAGGACAGGAAUAGCGGUGAAAGGAAGAUAAAACGCUGAUCAGAAAGAAACAAAGUAACUUUAGUGGACAUUCAGAUGGUUAGGACCCAUUUAAAACAUCCAUUUGUAAUUCAUUUACAAGUUAGAAAUGGCAGGUGACGAGACAUUUUAUUUAAGUAGAUUUGCAGUUUUAUGUAAAUGACAUGGAUGAUCCUAUUACGAUUUCCAAUAUUAAUUUAUCUCGGAGAGGAUUGUCAAAUUCCAUAUAUCUGUAUAUAAAGGUUUUCUCUUUUUCUGAGAUGAUUGUGUCCACAAAAUGAUAUUUUUAAAUGCUCAUUACCUGUUCUGUGACAUUAUGUGGUUUUAUAACAUCAGUCUGUAUCUUAUAUUAGGUACCUUUGACAUUGUGGCAAUGUAUGUACAAUUCAGCAAGUAAUACUUCAUAUGUAGGUGAUAUUUAAAAUGAACCUUUACAUUGGGUAGCACGUUUUAUUAUUUUGUAAAUCCUUGUUUGUGAAUAAUUGUUAAUAAACUGGUAUCAUUUGAUGUUCACUCACAGUGAUACUAAUUCCUGUACA